CAACAACGUGGAGCAUGGCUGAGGUACCGCGCUUUGACGGUCCCGUGCUCGUGGAUCGCGCCGGCUUUAGCGCGUGGCAGGCCGAAUUCAUGACGUCGGCGACGGCGCUGGGCUACGCGACGUACUACAUGGAGGCAACCUUUGACGACCCAGCGGCCUUUGCGGCGGCGAUCGCCCAGCUCGAGGCGAGGGACAGUGUCGUCGAGCCGGUCGACGCCGAUGCUGCGCAGCGCUACGCCCAGUUCAAAGCCUUGCACGUCUUCUAUCAAGAGCAGCUCCACGCCCGCGCUCGCGUGUACCUUGCGUCGGCAGUCGACCCAUCCCUGCAGCGGACCAUGGCCACGCUGACGUCCUGCUACGACGCAUACCAGCACCUGCUGCAGCGCUUUUCCCCGAGCUCCGCAGCGGCAAUCCUCGCGUCACUCGCUGCUGCGGCAGGCGACGAGCCAGCGACGGUCGUCCGACUUGUGGACGAGCUGCUGCCAGCCCUGCGCUUGGCGAUCGUCGGAGACAAGGACUUGUGCGGACUCUCCGUCAUCGACUACGAUACUCACGUGUGGAAAGAGCUUCGAGCGGCGCUCAUGGCGCAGUGUUUUGUCGACGCGCCACGCUGCCAGGCGGCGCUCGCUGGGGAAUCGCCAGCACCAGCGUCCUCGGCGCCGUCGUCGACGGGCACAGAAGCGAGUCGUGCUCUCGGUGCAGCACAUGAGCCUGGUAGCGAUAAGGCGCCGAGCGACGCCGAGCCUGGCCCGAAGCGGCCGCGCCUCCACGACAUUCUCUCGGCCGCAGUGUCGUCGGACGACGAAGAUGGCGACGACGAAGCGCUGCCGCGGGACGAGCCACCACUCGCGCGGACCGUCUAUCUCACGCAGCUCAACCACAACGUCACGGAGGCGGUCUUGCAGGAGCUGUGCGAAUCGUUUGGUCUCGAGACGGACCCAGCGACGCACUUUCCCGUCAUCGACGUCUACCUCAACUACCGGACGCGCCGGCCGCGCGGCGACGGCAUCCUUCGCUUCACGACGGCCCAAGGCGCAGUCGACGCCGUCGAUGCCCUUCACAACAAGCAGGCGCGGCCGCAUCUGCCGGUGCUUCACGCGCGGCUGCUGGAUGCCGCCACCUCCGCGCUCUUAACGGCGCAGAUGUACAUGCCGAGGACGCUCUGGACGUGCGCAACCUGCCGCCGCGAGAUUUCUUGCUGGCGCAGCGCCUGCGACGAGUGCAAGCAGCCCCGCAUCCGACCCACCGCGCGCAGCGAGCUCUUUCCGACCGACUGGCUCUGCCCACUGUACAACUCCUCGACGAGGCUGCAUCUCACAAUGCGUGUCUAG
Messenger RNA from Saprolegnia parasitica CBS 223.65, 1331 nucleotides. RefSeq lists its product as hypothetical. The record is from RefSeq and is a predicted model, not a curated record. The transcript has 3 exons. Bases 15 to 1331 code for a protein of 438 amino acids. Gene Ontology annotation, molecular function: nucleic acid binding. Lineage: Eukaryota; Oomycota; Saprolegniomycetes; Saprolegniales; Saprolegniaceae.